Salvelinus namaycush (lake trout) is the source of this 1207-nucleotide messenger RNA. Its product is annotated as E3 ubiquitin-protein ligase MARCHF8-like. Gene Ontology annotation, biological process: immune response; protein polyubiquitination; antigen processing and presentation of peptide antigen via MHC class II. NCBI's taxonomy places the organism in Eukaryota, Metazoa, Chordata, Actinopteri, Salmoniformes, Salmonidae. Gene Ontology annotation, molecular function: ubiquitin protein ligase activity; zinc ion binding; MHC protein binding. The transcript has 7 exons. The record is from RefSeq and is a predicted model, not a curated record. Gene Ontology annotation, cellular component: cytoplasm; early endosome membrane; lysosome. The coding region runs from base 186 to 1034 and encodes 282 amino acids.
UUCAGAUGCAGAUGGGGGCUAUGAAAUAAACAAAACAUCAUCGCCAUUUAGUUCGGGAGAAAGCGGCGAGCAGUGCAGGCUACGGUAGGAGUAGUGUUUUGGCCAGUCAUGCCUGUUGCCGUGGCAGCAGCAGCAAGACAGGAAGUGUGUGUGUGAGUACGCCCAGUCCGGUGGUUUCCGCGGGGAUGAACAUGCCACUGCACCAGAUCUCUGUCAUUCCCCGUGAUGUCCCUUCCUCCCGGGUCAGCAGCAGCGGAAAGGCCAAGGACAAAGACAAACAGAAUGAGAAGCCCCUCGGUCAUUCUGCCAGCAGGUCCAGCAAUAUUUCCAAGGCGGGGAGCCCCACCUCCGUCAACGCCCCCUGCAACUUCUCACGAACGUCGGUCACCCCCUCCAACCAGGACAUCUGCAGGAUCUGUCACUGUGAAGGAGAUGAUGAGAGCCCGUUGAUAACACCGUGCCACUGUACGGGCAGCCUGCGCUUCGUCCACCAGGCGUGCCUGCAGCAGUGGAUCAAGUCCUCAGAUACACGUUGCUGUGAACUCUGCAAGUACCAGUUCAUCAUGCAGACCAAGCUGAAACCCCUGCGCAAGUGGGAGAAGCUCCAGAUGACGUCUAGCGAGAGGAGGAAGAUCAUUUGUUCUGUGACGUUCCAUGUCAUCGCCAUCACCUGCGUGGUGUGGUCCCUCUACGUGCUCAUCGACCGCACUGCAGACGAGAUCAAAGCAGGUAUCCUGGAGUGGCCAUUCUGGACCAAACUGGUGGUGGUGGCCAUCGGCUUCACUGGCGGCCUGGUCUUCAUGUACAUCCAGUGUAAAGUCUACAUCCAGCUGUGGCGAAGACUCAAGGCCUACAACCGGGUGAUCUACGUCCAGAAUCGCCCGGAGACGUGUAAAAAGCAGAUGUUGGAGAAGCCUCCCCUCAUGGAGCCCAAUGUGGAGCACAAGGAGGCUCUGGCCCCCACCCAGUCAGACACAAACUCCUCCCAGUACACAGAGACAGAAGACUACAGUAUGGAAGUGCUCCAUGUCUGACCCACAUAUACACACAUACAGGGACACACCAUGUCUGACCCACAUAUACACACAUACUAUACACACAUACAGGGACACACCAUGUCUGACCCACAUACAAGGCAUUCAGAAAGUAUUCAGAUACCUUGACUUUUUCCAAAAGGUUUUACUUUACAGCCUUAUUCUAAAAUGGA